Molecule: messenger RNA, 435 nt
Organism: Trichobilharzia szidati
Lineage: Eukaryota; Metazoa; Platyhelminthes; Trematoda; Strigeidida; Schistosomatidae
Source: the annotation of a GenBank genome assembly
CAGGACUCCAAUGUACAGAGUGUAUGGAAUAAUAGAAGGAAUGCAGAUGAAACAAAAGAAUUUGAGGGUAUAAAGCACAGUGUUAUGGAGCCUUUAUUAUUCAGGUCUGAGAAUAUGAAUACUAUCAAACCAACGUUAACCAGACAUCCAGUGAAUGAGACCGAAAGCAUCCUGGAGUGUAAAUGUUUACCAGCAUCAGAUUUAAAAUUAUAUUCAACAUAUGUCAGUUACAAGUCACCAACACAAACAACUCCAGCAUUUAGAUGUUCCUGUCAAGAAAAUCACCUAACCAAUUCUCCUGUACAACAGCAACAUCAAUAUGAACAUGGUUCAUUGAAGUAUUCAAUAGUACCUACAGAUAUUUUAACAAUGUCAUUACCUAUGAAGUAGAUUAGUCCACUGAAACACUUGCCAUUUUUAAAAUACCUCUAAUUG